Messenger RNA from Fukomys damarensis (Damara mole-rat), 2815 nucleotides. It is a transcript of the gene Hlcs, whose product is annotated as holocarboxylase synthetase. The coding region runs from base 272 to 2404 and encodes 710 amino acids. The record is from RefSeq and is a predicted model, not a curated record. Gene Ontology annotation, molecular function: biotin--[biotin carboxyl-carrier protein] ligase activity. NCBI's taxonomy places the organism in Eukaryota, Metazoa, Chordata, Mammalia, Rodentia, Bathyergidae. Gene Ontology annotation, biological process: protein modification process. Gene Ontology annotation, cellular component: cytoplasm. The transcript has 10 exons.
CUCUGCUGGUGAUAGCUUAUUUACUGGGCUUCUGAUCGUGAAUAUUGCCUAAAAGACACUGUGUGGGUUAAGAGAAAAGGAAAGGGGAAUUGAAGAGAAAGAAUUGACCCCAGUUUGAGAUGGACUGAACAGAGGCCUGCGAUGGGCAAAGACAGUGAAGAUUGUCAAGUGGUCUGACUGCUGUCUACCCUUAGCUUGCCGUCCAGGGCAUCCCUACCAGUUAAUUGCAGAAGCGAGCGUGGACGAGUUCAGCAGGCUGGGGGCAGCGUUCAUGGAAGACAGGCUCCAGAUGGAGAACGGGCUGGUGCCCCAGAAGAUCGUUUCGGUGCAUUUGCAGGACUCUGCUCUGCAGGAGCUCGCAGACCAGGCUGCCUCUGGCCAAGCCCCAGUCGUGCAGCCCAGCACUGAGCCCUCCCUGGAGAUGAAGGCCUCAGGGGACAGGAAAGGUGGCGCAGAGGCCUCCACGCCGAGCACUGUGCCUGCCAAGGACAGUGAGCCCUGCGGCCCUGCCAAGCACCGACACCUGCACCUGUCCAGCUGCCACGAGUGUCUGGAGCUGGAGAGCAGCACCAUCGAGUCCGUGAGGUUCGCGUCCGACGAGGACAUCCCUGAGCUCCUCUCCCAUGCCAGUGGUCUGCAAGGAGCCUCUGACGAGCUUGGCCCGGAAGGGGUGGGCAGGAGAGGCAAUGCCACCAGGAAGGCACCCAACAUCCUCCUCUAUGGGGGCUCUGGCACCCAGGAUGCCUCCGGCCGGCUGCAGCAGGUCCGGGCCCUGCUGGCUGACUGUGUAGACAGCGACAGCUACCUCCUGUACCCACUGUCGGAGGACAGCGCUCGCAGGGACCCAUGGCCAGACAGCUGCCUGCUGCUGGUCAUCACCGCUGGGGAACCCAUCCCCGAGGAUGUGCACCACAGGUUCACAGCCUACCUCGCACAGGGCGGGAAGGUGCUCAGCCUAUCUUCCUCCUUCCUGCUUGGUGGCUGGCAGGUGACCAGCAAGGCUGUGCUGCAGGGCACUGUGCAGAACCUGGUGUUCUCCAAGGUGGGCCAGGGCGACGUGAAGCUCAAUGCUCUGUGCAGUGGUUUUGUCUUCAAGGAGGCCCCUGGAGAGCUGCUGGGCCCCGGCCGGCUGCAGGGCCACCUGGAGAAUGAGGACAACGACAGGGUGAUUGUGCAAGUGCCUUCUGGGGCCCACGGAGGGGAAGCCAUUCUUUGCCAGGUGUUCUUAGAACUACCUCCCAGCUCCUCUGUACUGCAAACCCCAGAAGAAUUUCACUUGCUCAAAUCAAGCAAUAUCAAGCGGUAUGAAGUCAUAAAGGAGAUCUUGACAGCCCUGGGCCUGAGCUGUGACACACGACAAGCCCCUGCCCUGACACCACUGUACUUACUGGCAGCCACUGAGGAAAUCCAGGAUCUACUUACGCAGUGGCUUGGGAGACAUGUGGAUGCGGAAGGAAUAAUAAAAUCCAGCAAGCUGUCCCUGAGGUUUGUUUCAUCGUACACGUCGGAAAUGGAAAUCACCCCGUCUUCCAUACCCGUGGUCACCAACACAGAGGCCUUCUCCUCAGAGCAUUUUAACCUAGAGCUCUAUCGACAGAAUCUGGAGACCAAGCACCUCGGGAAAGUCAUCUUGUUUGCUGAAGUGACCACCACGACCAUGAGCCUUCUGGACGGGUUGAUGUUGGAGGUGCCACAGGAAAUGGGUUUAAUAGCCAUCGCAGUCCGGCAGACUCAGGGCAAAGGGCGAGGGCCGAAUGCGUGGCUGAGCCCCUUGGGAUGCGCCCUUUCUACCGUGCUGGUGUCCGUCCCCCUGCGGUCCCAGCUGGGACAGAGGAUUCCGUUUGUCCAGCACCUGAUGUCCCUGGCCAUCGUGGAGGCAGUGCGGUCCAUUCCCGAGUACCAGGAUAUCAACCUACGAGUGAAGUGGCCCAAUGACAUAUAUUACAGCGACCUCAUGAAGCUUGGUGGAGUUCUGGUUAACUCGACACUUAUGGGAGAAACAUUUUAUAUACUCAUUGGCUUUGGGUUCAAUGUGACUAACAGUAACCCCACCGUAUGCAUCAAUGACCUCAUUGAAGAAUACAACAAGCAACACGGAGCAGACCUGAAGCCCUUAAGAGCUGAUUGUGUCAUUGCCAGGGCCGUGACAGUGCUGGAGAGACUCAUCGACAUGUUUCAGGACCAAGGGCCCAAUGGCAUCCUCCCGCUGUAUUAUAAAUACUGGGUCCACAGUGGCCAGCAAGUACGUCUGGGCAGCGCUGAGGGCCAGAAGGUGUGGAUCGUGGGUCUGGAUGAUUCCGGGUACCUGCAGGUCCACCAGGAGGGCGGCGAGGUGGUGACCGUGCACCCGGACGGCAAUUCCUUUGACAUGCUGCGCAACCUCAUUGUGCCCAAGCGGCGGUAGCCCUGGCUGGGGCUGGCCGGGCUGGGCGUGACCGGGGCGGACUUAGCCCGCAGCAAGCCAUGGGAUCCGUCCUGCUGCCUGCGCUUAGUGGAGACCUGGGAAGCUGGGAAGCUAACAUAGUGUUCAGGGUGAUGUUUCCUCCCUCCAGCCAUUUGUUAACUCUCUUUUUCUUUUUUCUAUUUUUCUGAUUUUUAAAGGUUUGUUGUUUUACUGAAUGUUUGAAGAUGCUUCCGGGUGGAAGGGAGACAGGUGAAAAUUUAGGUAAAGCCCCACGUGGGUGUGAAGUCACCCCCUUCCUUUGAGCUUGGAUUUGUGUUUACUGGGGGAAAUCGUUUACAUGGAAACAGGAAUCGAAUUCCAAUGAUCUUCUAGUAGUGGAGGCCUUUUCAGCCUUAAGCUAGUAAAAAAAAA